GCCAUUUUGCUUCUUGAAGUGACGCAACAUCCGGCGUAGAUUUGGAAUCGCUCACUCAUUCAAACAAUUCCAUAACAAAGCAGUUUUUCUCUCUUAAACCUUUUAAAUUGAACGCGAUCAUGGUUUCCCUGAAGCGCGAGAGAGACGUGGACGUGGACGACGAUGAUAAUGAAGAUGAAGUGGCUCCCAAACUAGGACGAGGACGUCAGACAGAAGACCAAAGGAGUCGCCACUGUCCUUAUCUGGACACAAUCAACAGGAGCGUGUUGGAUUUCGACUUUGAGAAGCUGUGCUCCGUCUCUCUGUCUCACAUAAAUGUCUAUGCAUGUCUUAUAUGUGGGAAAUACUUUCAAGGGCGCGGUCUGAAGUCACACGCCUACACACACAGUGUGCAGCUCACCCAUCAUGUGUUCCUCAAUCUGCACACACUGAAGUUCUACUGCCUCCCUGACAAUUACGAAAUCAUAGACUCUUCUCUAGAGGACAUCACGUAUGUGCUGAAGCCUACAUUCACCAAGCAGCACAUCGCAGGUCUGGACAAACAGGGAAAGCUGUACAGAGCCUACGAUGGCACCACCUACCUGCCAGGGAUCGUAGGACUCAAUAACAUCAAGGCCAAUGACUAUGCUAAUGUAGUGUUACAGGCCUUUUCAAAUGUGCCCCCUCUUAGAAACUACUUCCUAGAGGAGGAGAACUACUGGGAUAUACGGCGGCCUCCAGGAGACAUUAUGUUCCUUCUGGUGCAGAGGUUUGGAGAGCUUAUGAGAAAAUUGUGGAACCCCCGAAACUUCAAGGCCCAUGUGUCCCCACACGAGAUGCUCCAGGCUGUCGUCCUGUGCAGCAAGAAGACAUUCCAGAUCACCAAGCAAGGAGAUGCAGUGGACUUCAUGACGUGGUUUCUGAAUGCUUUACAUGGAGCUCUGGGAGGAACCAAGAAGAAAUCCUCCAUCAUCACAAAGGCCUUCCAAGGCUCCAUGCGCAUCUUCUCCAAAAAGCUCCCUCAUCCAGAUUUGACGCCAGAGGAGAAGGAGGCUCUACUGCACACGGAGGACUACCAGGAAAAGAUGUCUGAGUCCACGUUCCUGUUCCUGACCCUAGACCUACCCACGGCCCCUCUUUACAAGGAUGAGAAGGAGCAGCUCAUUAUCCCACAGGUUCCCCUCUUCAACAUCCUGGGCAAGUUCAAUGGCAACAUUGAGAAGGAAUACAAAACGUACAAAGAGAACUUCCUGAAGAGAUUCCAGUUGACCAAGCUGCCUCCCUAUCUCAUCUUUUGUAUCAAAAGAUUCACAAAGAACAACUUCUUUGUGGAAAAGAACCCCACCAUUGUGAACUUUCCCAUCACGAAUGUGGACCUGCGCGAGUACCUGACAGAGGAGGCCCAGGCUACAGAGAAGAACACCACCUAUGACCUGGUGGCUAAUGUGGUGCAUGAUGGGAAACCCACGGAGGGCUCCUACAGGAUACAUGUCCUCCACCAUGGCACAGGGAAGUGGUAUGAGAUGCAGGACCUCCAGGUGAUAGACAUCUUGCCUCAGAUGAUCACUCUGUCCGAGGCCUACAUCCAGAUCUGGAAGAGACAGGAGAGCAGCGAUGGCACAAACCACCACAUGGGGGUAUAGUGGAGUCAGGAGUCCACACAGAGGAGGAGGAGUAG
Molecule: messenger RNA, 1657 nt
Organism: Periophthalmus magnuspinnatus
Lineage: Eukaryota; Metazoa; Chordata; Actinopteri; Gobiiformes; Gobiidae
Gene: usp39
Product: ubiquitin specific peptidase 39
Exons: 13
Coding region: 120-1622 (500 amino acids)
Biological process (GO): protein deubiquitination; spliceosomal complex assembly; mRNA processing
Molecular function (GO): zinc ion binding; cysteine-type deubiquitinase activity
Source: RefSeq, a predicted model, not a curated record